GUCAACUCGGAAGUUACGCACUCUAGAACGUAAAUAUCGAUAUGCUCUAGUCUCCGUUUGGGCCUAGUUUCCGGAAAGAAACUGUUGCUGCUGAAUCUGCGAGAUGAGUACUAUGUUCGCUGAUACUAUCCUUAUUGUCUUCAUUUCGGUCUGCACCGCUUUGUUAGCAGAGGGCAUAACAUGGAUUCUGGUGUAUAGAACAGAUAAGUAUAAAAGACUGAAAGCGGAAGUGGAGAAACAGAGUAAAAAAUUGGAAAAAAAGAAGGAAACAAUAACAGAAUCAGCUGGCCGACAGCAGAAAAAGAAAAUAGAGAGGCAAGAAGAGAAACUGAAGAACAACAAUAGAGAUCUGUCAAUGGUUCGCAUGAAGUCCAUGUUUGCCAUUGGUUUUUGUUUCACUGCUCUGAUGGGAAUGUUUAAUUCCAUAUUUGAUGGAAGAGUGGUUGCAAAACUUCCAUUCAUACCACUUUCCUACAUUCAGGGUUUGUCUCAUCGUAAUCUUCUGGGUGAAGAUUGCACAGAUUGUUCCUUCAUCUUUCUCUAUAUUCUCUGCACUAUGUCUAUUCGGCAGAAUAUUCAGAAGCUGUUGGGUCUGGCUCCUUCCCGAGCUGCCACCAAGCAAGCUGGAGGAUUCCUUGGCCCCCCACCUCAAGCUGGGAAGUUCUCCUGAAAUAAGAAAAAUAAUUUUAUCUCUCUUGCCAAUGAAAAUAUUUAAAAAAUAUUCAGAUUUUAUAGAAACGUUUCUAAAAAUAUUUUGGUACCCAAGAUAUCUAGUAACAUCUGUUUUAUGAAUUGAACCAUAUUGAAUAGAUAUCUUUGGUUGGCUCUCAGUUUCCAGGAUGGACGAAAAGUACUUUCAUGAAGAUUUUAAAAUCUAGAAAAGCUUGUAAGAAUACAUAUUGAACUUAAAGAUGGGAUGGUGAUUCACAUAAAGUUGGAGUUUUUUAAAGACAUGAUUCCACUCUUACUGAUAAACAAAGAAGAAUUUCCAUUAUCUCUAGCUAUUUGUCUUCCCUCUUGUUGCCAUUUUUCAAAUGUUAAUUUAGUCCAACAUUAACUGGAUUUCUCUAGGAAUUUAUAAGAAAUAUCAUACAUUAUCACAAUAUUUGAUAUUAAUGGAUAAUGGAGGCUUUAUUAAAUUAUGACAGAAAAUUUGUCAGGAGAUAAUUAACCUCCAUUAAUUAUUGUAAUUUUUAUUUAUUUUAUAGAAAUAAUCAACAAUUUUUUCCUCAGAGAAUAUUAUUUGUUGUUGAUUUGUUUUUUGUUCCACUGUCUCAAUGUGAAAGUGGCGAGGAGGAAGAAGUGGAGCAGUGUCAUAAAGGGAAAUGUGAUAUAUUUCAAUAAGUAUGCUUCACUCU
This is a messenger RNA of Crotalus tigris (Tiger rattlesnake), 1358 nucleotides long. RefSeq names its product transmembrane and coiled-coil domains 1 (gene TMCO1). The record is from RefSeq and is a predicted model, not a curated record. Gene Ontology annotation, biological process: endoplasmic reticulum calcium ion homeostasis. Gene Ontology annotation, cellular component: endoplasmic reticulum; cytoplasm; endoplasmic reticulum membrane. The transcript has 7 exons. NCBI's taxonomy places the organism in Eukaryota, Metazoa, Chordata, Lepidosauria, Squamata, Viperidae. Bases 104 to 670 code for a protein of 188 amino acids. Gene Ontology annotation, molecular function: calcium channel activity.